Thyridium curvatum is the source of this 1767-nucleotide messenger RNA. RefSeq lists its product as uncharacterized. Bases 1 to 1767 code for a protein of 588 amino acids. Gene Ontology annotation, molecular function: alkaline phosphatase activity. Lineage: Eukaryota; Fungi; Ascomycota; Sordariomycetes; Thyridiales; Thyridiaceae. The record is from RefSeq and is a predicted model, not a curated record. The transcript is spliced from 2 exons. Gene Ontology annotation, biological process: dephosphorylation. Gene Ontology annotation, cellular component: fungal-type vacuole membrane.
AUGCAGACUUCAGCAAGGACACCGUUACUGGCGUCGUCCCGUCGAUCGGAGGAGUCACAGCGCUCCGACGACCGCGCCGACGAGGAAGACGAGGCCCUCCUCAACGAAAGCAGCCAGCGCCGCCUCUCUGGCGCACCUACGAUAAACCGCCUGCGCGAAAUACUUCUCUUCCUGUGGGCCCUUCUGGCGACAGCUGCUCUCAUCAUCCUGGCAGUAUGGAUGCAGCACUCCCAGCAGACUCACCCGCCCCCUAGUAAGCCGGGUCACUCUAGCCACAAGCGCAAUCUCAUCUUCAUGGUGUCCGACGGCAUGGGUCCGGCUUCUCUAUCUCUGACGCGUUCCUACCGGCAAUACGUCCUGGACCUGCCCAUCAACGACACACUGACUCUAGACCGGCACUUCUGGGGCACGAGCCGGACUCGAUCGAGCAAUAGCCUGGUAACAGACUCGGCUGCUGGCGCCACGGCAUUCUCAUGCGGAAGAAAGAGUUACAAUGGCGCUAUUGCCAUGUUGCCAGAUUAUACACCUUGCGGAACGGUGCUCGAGGCUGCCAAGAGAGCCGGGUACAUCACUGGAAUGGUAGUCACGACAGACAUCACCGACGCAACCCCCGCUUGUUUUGCGAGCCACGUCAACUUCCGGGUUCAGAAUGACGAAAUCGCUAUGCACGAGGUUGGAGAGGGGCCGCUAGGUCGAGUUGUCGAUCUCAUGUUCGGUGGCGGCCGAUGCCAUUUCCUUCCCAACUCAACUGAGGGAAGUUGCAGGCUGGACGACGUAGAUGUGACCAAGAUUGCGCAGAAGAAGCAUGGAUGGUCCUAUUUUGAUACCAGGGCCGGCUUCGACUCUCUCUGGGGCGGCAACAAUGUCACCCUACCAUCCCUCGGCCUGUUCGCUUCGACCGAUGUUCCUUUCGAGAUUGACAGGAAGAACAUGUCAGAUGUCUACCCUAGUCUUGGCGAGAUGGCCAAUACUGCACUGCGAGCUUUGGAGAAAGCCACCAAGGACAGCGAUAAGGGCUUCUUCCUGAUGAUUGAAGGAAGCAGAAUUGACCAUGCAGGCCAUAUCAACGAUCCCGCCGCCCAGGUCCGGGAAGUCUUGGAGUACGACAGGACUAUGAGGGCUGUACUGGACUUCAUCGAAGCGAGCGACACCGAGACCGUUAUGGUUGCAACUAGUGACCACGAGACGGGCGGUCUUUCUACUGCACUACAGGAGCCUGGGCACCUACCAGUUUACAAUUGGUACCCUAAGGCAUUGGCACAAGCCCAAGCUUCUGCCGAGCGACUCACUCAGCUGCUUCUGGAGCAUGUGGACGAGAUGCGAUCUGCAGGCAAGCCGGAGUCCAAGUCAUCCUUGAAGAAUUGGAUUAAUACGAAGCUGGUCAUACCCAAGCUUGGCAUCACCGAUGCCCGUGAACACGAGCUCCAGCAGCUAGCUUCAUCUCCAGAGACGGCGCUCGUUACCUUUUCGGAUAUGAUUAGCUUGCGUGCCCACGUCGGUUGGAGCACCCAUGGCCACUCCGCCGUAGAUGUGAAUAUCUAUAGUUCGGGGGGCCCUGGAACCGAGGCCAUUCGCGGCAACGUCGAGAACACAGACGUUGGCAAGUUUUUGAGGGAAUAUCUCAACGUAGACGUUGAUGAUAUUACUAAAGAGCUGAACGAGAAGAUGGAUAUUCAGAAGUUGAAGUCCCUUGCGGCAGUGGAAGGGCCUGAUGGACACAUGGAUGUGGAGCUCAAGACUUUCGCUGCUUCUGCAGGAACAUCAUAA